Exserohilum turcica Et28A is the source of this 1461-nucleotide messenger RNA. RefSeq lists its product as uncharacterized. NCBI's taxonomy places the organism in Eukaryota, Fungi, Ascomycota, Dothideomycetes, Pleosporales, Pleosporaceae. The transcript has 2 exons. The record is from RefSeq and is a predicted model, not a curated record. Bases 1 to 1461 code for a protein of 486 amino acids.
AUGGCAAGCAACAAUGACGAUUCCCGACGCGACAACCGUCGCCCCGAGGAUAACCCCUUUAUCGCCUUUCGCCGGUUCGCCGACUCCCAAGUCUCCUCUCUCCUGAACACCGUCUUCACCCUUCCCGCCACCCUCGCCAACUACAACAACGCGCACCAGGCACGCGAGCGAUGCCUUUUUGGAAAGGCCGACCAGCGCCAGUGCGACAGGCUCCAUGGUAUUGAAGCCGAGAUCGCCGAGCUGCGCAACGAAGGGCGAGAGCUGUUUAGGGUGGGCGAUGUGCAAGCUGUCCUGCGCAACAGCGAGGAGCUUAUGAAGCUCGACCGCAAAGCCGACGAUAUCAGGAGAGAGAUUUUACAUGACUCGGACGGAGAGACCCAAAAGGACAUGGCGCGUGGAAGCGACACGGAGCUUGUGGAGAGAGUGGCCAACAAGAAGGGCCAGGAGUGGGGAUGGUCGUGGGACUGGGGCUUUCCUAGACCCUUUGAUCACGAGCGUCGAAAUGCCCGGGAAACUUCCGAAGAACAGGAUGCCGACGUCUUCGCAGCCCUGGAAAGGCUGUUACGCCUACAAGCGGAAGCGUCGCGACUUGCCCAAGACUUUGAGGACAAGGCGUGGAACGACUCGGCCACAAAAGUACCUCGUAUAUGGUCAUGGUCAAAAUCGUGGCAGUGGCCGCCACAGGCAGAUGCAUCGCAGCCUGACAACGAUCCAUACUCGCCUCGCGCGCUCGAACAGAAUCACGCUCUGGACAAAGCGGGUGUGCCGUGGCGCGUCGCGUACGAAGACCUUCUGCGCAUCAAACAAAACGAGCGGCCGCACGAUGCGGCAAGUGAAGAACGUACGGAAUGGGCAAAUGGCAAGAUUCCCGUCACACAGCGCCAGUCGCAAGAGGAAAUGGAGCGUGGCAACGAGUCCAGCUAUCCGCGCCUUGCUGCGCAGGAUGAACCAAGUUACGAAUAUAGUCACGACCACGAAGACCAGCACGAUGAUCCGCCCACGCCCAAGCGCGCCCAAUUUCCCUUCAACGCAUUCCGCCGGGAUGCCUCAUCACAACCACCAAGAGCGGCGGCAGAAUAUGGGGAUUACCUGAAGGAAUGGCAAGAAGCCGCAACUGAAAUGGACGCGUAUGAACACCUUGAUGCCACGUCAGCGAAUACCGCAGUCUCUUCUUCUUCGCGAACCGACAAGACCAACGAAGCGAACCCCUCGAUCCUAUCCACACUCACAACUACGGAACGCACUGUUGCCCCUGACGGCUCCAUCACCACAAAAGUCAUGCUCAAGAAGCGCUUCGCUGACGGCCGUGAAGAAAGCUCAGAAACAGUCCAUACGCAGCGCGGGCAGGAAACCGAUGCGCCUGCGCGAGACCCCUGGAAGGCACUGCAGAAUGCGCAGUCGAGCUCUUCGUCUGAAGGCGAAGCCAACAAGAAGAAGAAUGGAUGGUUUUGGUCUAGUUGA